This is a messenger RNA of Dufourea novaeangliae, 1668 nucleotides long. It is a transcript of the gene Nup50, whose product is annotated as nuclear pore complex protein Nup50. Gene Ontology annotation, biological process: protein import into nucleus. NCBI's taxonomy places the organism in Eukaryota, Metazoa, Arthropoda, Insecta, Hymenoptera, Halictidae. The record is from RefSeq and is a predicted model, not a curated record. Bases 119 to 1618 code for a protein of 499 amino acids. Gene Ontology annotation, cellular component: nuclear pore. The transcript has 5 exons.
GUGUGCUUGUUCCAAGUCUGUCCAAGUUCUGAUAUACGUUAACCGUAUACUGUUACCUACGUGUAUGAAACUUAUUUAAAUUAACCAGUUACUAGUGUCCAUUUGAUUAGUAUUAAAAAUGUCGGCUAAAAGGUCUGCAACUACAGAAUUGAAUCAUGACAACUGGAACGAAGAACAUGAACCUGAAGAAGCAGGAACAUUCACGAAAGCAACUAACGAUAUACUCGAGAAAAGAGUUGUUAAAAGGGCAAAGCGUCGUUUGCAAGCUACAGAUAGUAAUACCAAAAGUGCAUUCGGUGCAUUUGCAGGUUUUAAAACAACAACACCCUCUGCAGUACAGAAUUCGUUUAGUUUUUUAGCUGAUAGUAAUGCUCUUAAGACAUCAAAAGCAGAUACAAAUGUUAACAAGUCUUCUGCAAGUAACGGGGCAUCUAAAGGUAGUGAAAAUGGUACAAAUAAGAAGGAUAAUUCAGAAAUACAGACACCUAGCACAACUACAAGUAAAAUAAGUGGCCAAGAAGAUCAAAAUGUGUUUAAAAAGUCUUCUGAUUAUUUUGCCAAGUUGAAAGGUUUAAAUGAAAGCGUAGCACAGUGGAUUAAAAGUCAUGUAGAUGCAAACCCAUUUUGUAUAUUAACACCUAUUUUUAAAGAUUAUGAAAGGUAUCUUAAAGAAAUUGAUGCUAAACAUGGAAAUGAAUCUGACAAAGUAACACAUACUUCAGAGCAAGACCAAUCGGAGCAUAAUAAAGUUAAUGACAACAAAGAAACUGCAAGUACAGAAAAGGAGGUUGAUAGUUCCCCAUUUGGAGGAUCAAGUACAAAAUCUCCUUUGACAUCAACAGAAUGGAAGCCUGAAAAAUCAGUUUUUGGCAGUAUUAGUGCAGGUUCUAAAUCUGUAUUUGGUAAAUCAGAGUAUACUAUAGAUAGUGGUAAGGGUAUUUUUGGUAAUGCAGAGCAAUCUACUGACACACAAAAGUCUGUCUUCGGUAAUGUUGAUAAAGCUGGUACAAAAAGUGUAUUUGGAAAUGUCAGUUCUGAAAAAAAUCCAUUCUUCAGUAAACCGUCUACAGAUAAAUCAGAAGAACAAGAUUCAACAACAGAUUCAAAAUCUACUAGUAGUUCUUUUGGUGGAACAAAUACUUUUUGUUUUGGUCAAAGUUCUACUACUAAUCCUACAACAGGCUUUAGUUUUGGAGGGGCCAAACCAUUUACCUUUGGUACUCAAGUAGUACAACCAACAGAGGAAGAUGAGGAACCACCAAAAGUAGAGAUUAAACCAAUAACAGAAGAAGGUGCCAUAUAUGAACAAAGAUGUAAAGUUUUUAUCAAAAAAGAUGGUAAUUAUACCAGUAGGGGUGUUGGAGUAUUGUUCUUAAAGCCAACGCCAAAUGAUAAAACACAAUUAAUAGUACGUGCGGAGAAUUCUUUGGGAAACUUAUUGCUCAAUACUUUAUUAACUGAAAGUAUUCCAACAAAACGUAUGACUAAAAAUUCCAUAAUGCUGGUUUGUCUACCAAAACCUGAAUCGUCACCCCCGCCAGUACCAGUCUUGAUAAGGGUGAAAACAGAAGAAGAUGCAGAUGCAUUAAUGGAUGCACUUAAUAAACAUAAGAAAUAGGAUGUAUAAUAGGUAAUAUUAGAAUCUGCGAAAGACACAUGUGUUAAUUA